Xylona heveae TC161 is the source of this 1182-nucleotide messenger RNA. RefSeq names its product phytanoyl-CoA dioxygenase. The transcript is spliced from 3 exons. The coding region runs from base 262 to 1182 and encodes 306 amino acids. NCBI's taxonomy places the organism in Eukaryota, Fungi, Ascomycota, Xylonomycetes, Xylonales, Xylonaceae. The record is from RefSeq and is a predicted model, not a curated record.
GGCUGACCUGACUUUCACAUACUCCCUUGCCCUUCUAACCUGUCCUUCUAACUUAUAUAUUUCCAUGAUAUAACGACAAGCUUGACCUUUCUGGAACACUCACGGCUUAUAUCCACCUUCGAGCCAUUGCUUAAGAGCUACCAACGAACAGACGCAUUCGACACCGAGCUCCAACCUCCAUGCGAGCUUCCUAAAGUCUACAAUAACCAGAACCCCAAGAAUCACUCCACCUCUACGCAUCAAGCUCGACUCUACACGACCAUGUCUCCCUCCGCAGUGCCUGACGCCAAGAGCGGCGCACCUAACCAGGGUCUGUCCGCCGAACAACUCCAAUCAUUCCGCGAGAACGGCUACCUCAUCAUCCCCGACGCGCUGGACCCUGCUACCGUCAAGGCUCUCCUUUCCGAAACGAAUUCCAUGCUCGAGGGUUUCUCGCUGGCCGAGCACCCCAUGACCAAGUUCUCCACGGGCGAAGGCGGCGCAGCGCAUGUCGGGGACGAUUACUUCCUGGAAAGCGGCGACAAGAUACGGUUUUUCUUCGAGGAGGAUGCAUUUGACCCACAAACCUCGACGUUAAUCAAGCCCAAACACCGCGCCAUCAAUAAAAUCGGACACUACCUGCACGCGCUCUCUGAACCGUUCGCACAAGCCUCCGUGACGUCACGGAACGCAGGCAUUGCGCGAUCCCUGGGCUUCCGCGACCCGCGUAUCCUGCAGAGCAUGGUGAUUUGCAAACAGCCCGAGAUUGGCGGCCGCGUGCCGCCGCACCAGGACAGUACGUUUCUGUACACGAACCCGCCGAGCGCAGUGGGGUUCUGGUACGCGCUGGAAGACUGCACGAGUUCGAAUGGAUGCUUGAGUUUUGCGAAAGGAAGCCAUAAGCGCGCGCCCAUCACGCAGCGGUUUGUCAGGACGAGGACAGACACGGGCACAGGCACAGGGACGGGGUUUGAAGAUGUGGAGGAGGAGGAGGAGGAGGAGGAGGAGGAGGAGGUAUAUACCAUGGGAGAAGUCAAGGCGGGCUCGCUGGUGCUGAUCCAUGGUAAUAUUCUGCAUAAGAGCGAGAAGAACACGAGUCCGAAGAGCCGGUUCAUAUAUACGUUCCAUGUGAUUGAGGGGGAGUAUGAUUAUGAUGCGAAGAAUUGGUUACAGCCGCCGCAAGAAGGGUUUACGAAAUUAUAA